Colletotrichum higginsianum IMI 349063 is the source of this 420-nucleotide messenger RNA. RefSeq lists its product as uncharacterized. The record is from RefSeq and is a predicted model, not a curated record. The coding region runs from base 1 to 420 and encodes 139 amino acids. The transcript has 2 exons. NCBI's taxonomy places the organism in Eukaryota, Fungi, Ascomycota, Sordariomycetes, Glomerellales, Glomerellaceae.
AUGCCAAACUGCGCCUCGCCCCAAAGUCCGGCUCGCACGGGCAAAGGGGCCAAGGAAGCAGCGGCAACAACAGCAGCGACUCGUCAUGGUCUGCUCCGGCCGACCAAAGACGAGGAAUCGCAGAAUCACGGUUUCCUCAGUGAAGCCAAACGCUCCCCUUUUCUUCCAGCAUCACACUGUAUCAGAAGAACGACCUCGUCCCAAACGCCGGGUGGAUCGGCACCGACGCAGUCACGUCCGGGGGGAGAGAAGAAGGCCAGGCUCUCCAUCAUCAGCCCGACAAGCCAGCACGAAGCUCCAUCGGUCAUCCCUCUCCAGGCGAACCCCGAUUGGCGUUCCCUCACUGGUGUUGGCGUUGGCGUUGGCGUUGGCGUUGGCGUUGGUGUUGGCGUUGGUGUUGGCAUUGAGGCUACUGACUAG